AUGGAUCCAUUGAGCGUGAUUGCCUCUGUAGCGGGGAUUGCAACCGCUGCAGGUGAGGUCAUCAAGAUUCUCGGUCCAUAUAUAACUGCAAGGGAGGACGCACCCAAGAUUGCGGCUGAAGUCUCCUCUGAGACUCUGGCGACCCAAACUAUCAUUACUGGGCUAGAACAGCUCAUCAGCAACUUCUCCACGUCUAAUGUGAGAUACGCGUCACUGAUACAGGUGGAUCAGUUGACAGCAGUGCUCUUCGAUGGAGUCAAGAUAUUUUCCGAGCUGUUGGUAGCGCUGCAGACGCUGCCGCCACUUGAACCUAGUAGCCCUGGUGGAGGCCUGUGGACGCCGAUCCAGUGGGUCAGAAAGAAGAGUUCUUUAGCUGCAAUACUUCACAGAUUGCAGGCAUUCAAGUCAUCUAUCGUCUGCAUCUUAAGCAUUCUGCAGAGGAGGAUGAUAGGCAUGGAAAACACUAUUGAUGCAAUGUCGCAUCGCCGAGCAACAACCCAGCCUACGAGGGAUAUGAAUACCCUGAAGGGGAAGAGUACGUCAUCUUGGCGGUCCUCUCUCUUCGAAUUUGACUUUGAGCAUGAUCUCAAAUUAUCUCGUGUUUACCGUCAUGCCAAGAGAGAUACCAUGGACUUUUCAGCACGCAGUUCUGUGGCCCCCACCCACGCAUGGUCGAGCUUGUCCGGAAUCAGUCUGAGCGACAUAUCUCACAUUUCCGUCCUAGCUCUUCCGCUGUACGUAGAGGACAUCUCGAAUCCACAGCAUUAUAAAUUUGGGAGAGAUAUCGUCCAGCUUACACCUUUACUGGCUCCAACGAUUCUCACGAGAUCGAUCUACCACGACUGCAUUGAAGUGCAACUUCAGUUAUCGCAGUUCGAAUGGUUCGCGCAGUUCCAGCAUCAGCUCUCCGAGGAUGAAAGUCCACUGUCAAAUCUGAUCUCCAUAUUUAGUCUAGGUACACCACUGUUGAUGCUGUUCGAUCAACUCGACAAUUCAUAUCACGAGAGAUGGAAAGAAUUGAUCGCGUCGAGUCCAUCUGACGAGGUAUCAAAAGCCGCGAUAACUGAGUUUGUUGAAGCUUGCAUCCAAUGUUCGCAUAUCCCCCCAUCCCAUUACGUCACAGAUACCGAAAUCCUACUCGACGAUACGACGAAUCAUGUGAAGGUCAUCAGCCUAGUGCGACUCCUUCUAUCGAGGCUAACCAAAGCCAGUGUAAUUCAAGCGAUCGUAUUUGAAUCUGCACCCAAUAUCUUUGCCAUGGAGCCCAACCCCGCAGGUUUGGCUGUGGAUGCAUUCCUCUGCGAUGAGAGGCUCUAUCUCCAACAUCUGGAGAGUCUAUUCGAAAAUGUCAAGAAGAUCAGAUCAUCUCGCAUCCUCCCCACAGAUACUUUCGACCCCUUGUUUGCGCCCGUCGGCCCACUGGUCAAUGUUCAAAGACAGUUUCUGAUAAAAGCCGAAAUGCUGGUUUCGAAACCGUAUGCACAGCAAACUUGGCAAAAGGCUUUCCAGGAAUGGGCAGUAAAUUCGAGCCCUUAUUAUGCCGCCCUCAUCACCGGGGAAGCAGAGUCAAAGUCAAUGGUCAGAGCUGCAUUCUCAUCGAGCAAUGUUAACGAUUUCGAGCGUCGAGGAUUAUUAGGCGAUGUCCUAGCAGUGCUUGGCCUUCCCACUCAACGACUAGACAAAUACGAUGCCCUUUUAGAAGAACUUACCCAAUACGGGCUCCAUGACCCUGAUCACAUAAAAUCAGCAAAAACGAGUCUAAAAAUGGUUAAAGAGGCUGUUAACGAUUCCAACAUUGCUCGGGAACUCAGCCGUGCUAAAGCUGCGCUGUCUAAAGACCAAGAUUAUGAGACCAACAAGGUUAUUUGGGGACUGGGUAAACUCUUGAUGUUUGAUAGAGUCGAUACAAUGGAUGCUGGACAAGAAAAGAUCCAGCUCUAUUUGUUCCAGAAGGGGAUUUUACGAGCAGUAGAAUCGCUCCCGAAGAGUCGACGAAGAGGUAUGCUAGGAUAUGGAAAGCCUUCCCCUCUAGAACUCCUCAGAGCCCGGCUGUCAAUUGUUCAAAUCAUUCCUGCAAAGGACAUCAAGCAGUUCGUCAAGCCCUACUUUCACGAUGAUUUUGACCCCUCCAAGCAAGACACAUAUCGUAGAUCAUGCGUCAUUGACAAUGAAGUUGCUGAAAUCGACGUGAUUGACACGACUGGACAAGAAGAAUAUUCUUAUUUUGCAACGAUAAAUCAGUUUGGCCGAGAAGUAGCAGGCUUCAUGCUGGUUUACAGUGUCACAAGUCGUCAGGGCUUUGAAGGAAUUACCACUUACUAUGAUCAGAUCCUGAAGCAAAAGGACAAGGAUUACUUCCCGACGGUUAUAGUUGGCAUUGAGUGUUUGCAGGAAUCGCUCAGAGAAGUAUCAACACAAGAAGGUCGAUCCUUGGCAAAGCGACUUGGUUGCAUAUUCGUCGAAGCAGAUGCCGAGUCCAGUGUCAAAGUCGAUGCGGCAUUCUUUGACUUGGUACGGGAGGUUCGACGGUACCGCCGUGACAUGAUUGGGUGUUAG
Fusarium fujikuroi IMI 58289 is the source of this 2556-nucleotide messenger RNA. RefSeq lists its product as uncharacterized. The transcript is spliced from 6 exons. NCBI's taxonomy places the organism in Eukaryota, Fungi, Ascomycota, Sordariomycetes, Hypocreales, Nectriaceae. Bases 1 to 2556 code for a protein of 851 amino acids. Gene Ontology annotation, biological process: signal transduction. Gene Ontology annotation, cellular component: plasma membrane. The record is from RefSeq and is a predicted model, not a curated record. Gene Ontology annotation, molecular function: guanyl-nucleotide exchange factor activity; GTPase activity; GDP binding.